UCUUCUUCUUGAUGAAACCAGAGGAGGAUGGGGGUGGAGCUCUCCCUCCCACGCCACGCCCGCCUCUGGGAGACAUGACCCUCUGAAACCCCUAAAUCCUGAAAGUCCCCAACAGGGGGCAGGAGAAGGAGGAGGAGGAUGGGGCACCUAAGCCUCUCCUGCAGAGCCGACUCGGCGGUGGCCACCUGCGACUCGGCCAACUUCACGAUUAACAGGCGGAAGAAGAAGAAGAAGAAGCAGAAGCAGAAGCAGAAACAGAAACAAAAGCAGCAGGAGCAACAGGGGACGCCGACCACGACCACCACCCCGGAGAUCAGAAGGUUCGAGUACAAGGAGCUAGAGAAGGCGACGGAAGGGUUCUCGCCCAGGACGCUAUUGGGGCGCGGAAGCCAUGGCUGCGUCUACCGUGGCGUCCUAGAAGGCGGCCGCCUCGUUGCCAUCAAGCGCCCUUCUCCUCGCGCGCGCGACCACCACCACAAUAGCCGACUCCCUUCCAUAUCCCUCCUCGAUAAUGAGAUCGAGAUCCUCUCCGCCAUCCGCAGCCCGCGCCUCGUCAACCUUCUGGGGUUCGCUUCCGACGAUCCAUCCUCUCCCGACGAGCGGCUCCUCGUCGUCGAGUAUAUGUCCAACGGCACCCUCGCCGACGUGCUUCACUCGCGGCCGGACCCGCCAGGCUGGCCUCGCCGCCUCUCCCUCGCCCUUCAGACCGCCAAGGCCGUCGACUCCCUCCACAGCUCCUCCCCUCCUGUGAUCCACCGCGACAUCAAGAGCUCCAAUGUCCUCAUCGACGGCCGGUGGAACGCUCGCCUCGGCGACUUCGGGCUCGCUCUCCGCGGCCGCGUCGAGGAUGACGUCCGCCUCCGCGCCACCCCGCCUGCUGGCACCAUGGGCUACCUCGACCCCUCCUACCUGACCCCGGAGAGCCUCAGUACCAAGUCCGACGUCUUCAGCUUCGGCAUCCUGCUCCUGGAGAUCAUCAGCGGCCGCCACGCCAUCGACGUCAACCACGCCCCUCCCUCUAUUAUCGAUUGGGCGAUUCCCCUCAUCCGCAAGGGGAAAUUUGCGGCGCUCUACGACCCCAGGAUCGGCCCGCCAAGGGACCCUGCCAUCCGCCGUCAGCUCGCGGUAAUUGCUGCCCGCUGCGUCCGGUCCUCCCGGGAGCGCCGCCCCUCUAUGGCGGAGGUCGUGGAGGCGCUCAAAGAGGUCUCCCGGAGCAUGCCGCUGCAUAUGUGGGAGGGCCUUGCUCAGAGAAUACGGAAUCUGCAGCCCAUCGGCUCGGAUAUGUUGGUGAAUCUGAAUCCUUGCUCGAUGGUGGAGAUCGGAUGCAAAAAAGUGGACGUUGGCGUCGAGGAUCCGGCGAGUGCAGCGGGGAGAACUAGGAGCAGGGUUUCGGGUCAGCAGCCUCUGGUGGAAUUGCAGAAGGUAGGCGAGCUCAAGACCACGUUGGCGAACGUGGUUUCGAUAAAGCCAAAGCAAGAACCUAAAUCUUGUAGACGCACCACCGUUGGCAGAAUCAUGACUGGGCAAGGCGGUGGUGAUGAUGGUAAUGGCGGCAAUAUGGUCAAAAUGAUAGGCAGGAGAGGUGUUUUGGCGAAAUCGCAGCCAUUAUCGCGAGUAUAUAGUGAGGAUGAUGUAUUUAAAUUAGUGAAAGAACAGUCUGUUGAACAAUUGAUGCGCUCGCGGUCACUUAAGAUAACUCCAUUGCAGUGGAGGAAUGUACAACAGACAGCCGAUCCUCUUUAGGAGGAAGGAAGGUUGGAAUUUUGGGUCUUGCUCAUGAAUUAUAUGCUUCAAUCUUUUAAUGAAAAUUUUAUCAUAUUUGUUCUUA
Messenger RNA from Nymphaea colorata (pocket water lily), 1828 nucleotides. RefSeq names its product serine/threonine-protein kinase-like protein At3g51990. Gene Ontology annotation, molecular function: protein kinase activity; ATP binding. Bases 139 to 1743 code for a protein of 534 amino acids. Gene Ontology annotation, biological process: protein phosphorylation. NCBI's taxonomy places the organism in Eukaryota, Viridiplantae, Streptophyta, Magnoliopsida, Nymphaeales, Nymphaeaceae. The transcript has a single exon. Gene Ontology annotation, cellular component: plasma membrane. The record is from RefSeq and is a predicted model, not a curated record.